AUGUCCCUUGAUCGCAGCGAAGCAAUCCGCUCGUAUGGCACACGCAUCGAGGUGCGUCGUGACAGGGAUUCAUCAAGCAAAAAGGUCUUCAGAAUCGACUCGGUAGCAACUACGGAGCAUGGAUCUGAGCAGGCCCGAGAAAUAGCGCGCGAGAAUACUAGCAAGUUGAAUAUUGGGCCUGUCGAGCAGCGACAUGGUGCAACAGCAGAUGGUCAGAGAAAAGUGACGUGGAAGGAGUGUGGGCUCGGCGGAUGGGCGGGAGCCAGACUCAAGCGGGAAGGCGAUCGGGGAACGUGGCCUGUGUGGUGCAGCUCUCAGAUAGAGUCGAUGCCAGAAAGCUCCGAGCGCAUGUCCCGUUACUCCACUUUCAAAUGGGCCAAUCACUGGGGCUCCCAAGCCACGACCACACGAAACCGAAGAACCGAAAGCUCUCAGCAUGAGCCGCUGUCGUGGUCCGGGCGAACAGAAAGAGUUGGCGCGAUCGAAGCUCAGCCUUCAACCUCGGCGGCUUCCUGCCAAUGA
Aureobasidium melanogenum CBS 110374 is the source of this 522-nucleotide messenger RNA. RefSeq lists its product as uncharacterized. Lineage: Eukaryota; Fungi; Ascomycota; Dothideomycetes; Dothideales; Saccotheciaceae. The transcript is spliced from 2 exons. The record is from RefSeq and is a predicted model, not a curated record. The coding region runs from base 1 to 522 and encodes 173 amino acids.